Prunus armeniaca (apricot) is the source of this 303-nucleotide messenger RNA. The record is from the annotation of a GenBank genome assembly. Lineage: Eukaryota; Viridiplantae; Streptophyta; Magnoliopsida; Rosales; Rosaceae.
AUGGAUAUUGUUGGAAUUUUGGUAUGCUACAACGGAAGUUUGGUUCACAAGGAUAACAUUCAGAGUUAUGAAUGUGAGGAUGCUAAAGGGUGCAAUGGCAUUGUAAGCAUUGAGAGUAGCAAUGCUCCUCCGCCAUUUUUUAUGGACAUACCAAUGAGUGUCGAAAACAUAGUUGCUGAUUUGUGUGCACCUAGCAACGAAGAGGAAUCGUACUCUGCGCCAAAUAUGCAUCCUCAUGGCGACAACAAUUUCAAACCCUCUACUGUGCAAGUUAGACAAGUGCAAUAUGAACCUCCCCAAUAA